CGUACCCGACCCAACGAAUGACGUAUUGUAUGCUAUCGGGCGUCGCAGCUCCUUAUCUGCCGAGUUCGCUUGUACCCGUGCUGCGGGGCGGACGUUACGAAGUGCACGCCUUUCUUUACUUCACAGUCUGUCGUCCGGCUCUGCACUGUGCUCGUCGCUUAAUCUCGCGCGGCGAAAGAGCGGUCCAACGAUACCACUUUCUUCUUCUGUAGAGCGGUCUCAUCAACAUGGAACCUCCAGGCUUCAGCGAACAGGUUGUCCGCCUGAAGACCAGCAUAGACCGACUGCGGAAAGGAGUCAAUGAAGAGCUGGAUAAUUUGUCUGCUGCGCUCGACAAGCUGUCCACCGAGUGCCAUAAUACGACUGAAAAUCAACCGGUAUACAAAGAAAUUCACCUGAGAAAAAAAAGCGAUGGCGGAAGUGAGCUUCCAGAGAAGAUGUUCCAGUUGCGGAACUCCAGAAUUGUAGAUAUGAUGGCCAAUCAACAUCUCCGCACAGUGUUCAACAUGUGUGCGGCGUUCCUCUUCCUCGUCUGCGUCAUUUUAGUCAUUUCUUACAUCUACGAUCCCCAACGUGUGCACGAGGAUCUCUCCACCAUCAUCCUGAACUCCGCUGGAUUUUCGACAGUCAUCGGCUUUCUGCUCGCGAUCAACUUCAGUAUUCUGUUCCUGCUUCGUCCCUCCCUGCAUCUUUGGGCACAGUGCAGAACUACUGUGAAAAGUGGUCUUCUGGACGGCAUCUUCUUGAGCUUACUAGUUAUCUACAUUGCGGUGCUCCUCGCAUUUCCUGCUUACUACAGUCUCAAGCAUGGCUUUCCUCCUCUCUCGGCAGCAAUCUUAGCCUUUGAACAAGUUAGGCUCAUCAUGAAACUAUAUGCCUACACCAGGGAGCUUGUAAAGGUGAACAAACAUGUUCUUAUGAAAGAAACAAAUGGUACAAAUAAUAUAGAACUGAAGCUGCCUGAAAUGAAUUCGCUGCUGUAUUUUCUUUUUGCGCCUACUCUUGUUUUCCGGGAGAGCUAUCCCAGGACUCCAAAUGUGAGAUGGGGCACAGUACUUUGGUAUCUCUCCAACUUUCUCGGGUGCAUUUUGCUGUACUCUGUAGUACUGAACCACUUCAUCAAAGACCUGUUCCGCGACGCUGGCAAGGACGAUUUCCAGCUGCUCGGCUUCACGCUGACGGGAUGUUCGAUUCUGAUCCUCGGAAGCAUCAGUCUGUUCCUCAUGUUCUACGGUUUCUUGCACUGUUGGCUCAACCUGUUUGCGGAGCUGCUACGCUUUGGUGAUCGCCUAUUUUAUCUGGACUGGUGGAAUUCUACAACUUAUGCCGACUACUACAGAUCCUGGAACCUGGUAGUUCACGAUUGGCUUUUCACUUACGUCUACACUGAUGCUUACAAGAUUUUCAAUCGCAGCAAAAGAGCAGCCAUGUUAGUGGUGUUCAUGUUAUCUGCUAUUGUACACGAGUACAUAUUAGCCGUGGCUUACGGGUUUUUCUUCCCCGUGAUCUUGGUUGUGUUUGGAACACUUGGAGUGGGCUUUGUCUUUGUGACAAAGAAAAAGACAGGUCAUGUCUGGAACGUAUUUCUGUGGAUUACGCUGAUUGCGGGCUGGGGCAUCAUACUUGUCUUCUACACUGUAGAGUUUUACGCCAGGCUCAACUGUCCACAAACCAGGGGAAACAUUGCAGACUUCUUCCUCCCGAGAUCUUUCUCCUGGUCAUGCCACACUUUCUCCCAUUCCAUAUGGUUCUCAUUACCCCAUUAUCGAACCAAAAUUCCUGUCCCAUGAACAAUAUAUAUACUGGACUUUCAUGAAUAAUGAUCUCACACUUUCACGUCUACAAGCAUUCCAAGCAACACGCGCCCUGCUGUAGGACGAGUGCAGUGAGGCUCAGACGAGCCCGGACUACUUGCUGACGGGAGUUUACAUGCAUGUGUACCGUCCAGGACUAUCUGACAUGCAUGUCGUAUUAUUUUUCAAAGUCUUUGAUUCUACAAAUAAAACCGCUGAACUGCUUUGCUCA
Ornithodoros turicata is the source of this 2025-nucleotide messenger RNA. RefSeq names its product sterol O-acyltransferase 1-like. The coding region runs from base 228 to 1790 and encodes 520 amino acids. The transcript has 14 exons. Gene Ontology annotation, biological process: cholesterol metabolic process. Lineage: Eukaryota; Metazoa; Arthropoda; Arachnida; Ixodida; Argasidae. Gene Ontology annotation, cellular component: endoplasmic reticulum membrane. The record is from RefSeq and is a predicted model, not a curated record.